AUGAGCUUGGAGUUUCGGCUGGACCUCUGCGGCUACUGCGACACGUACAACAACGGGAGCUUCAACCCCAUCGACACCUUCCAAUAUGAGGACGCCGAGGGCAACGAGCCGAACGACCGCAAGUCGGGCUACCAGCUCAAGUUGGACUGCGCCGGUAUCGAGGGGGACCCCGUGGAAUCGAUCAACGCCACCCCUGCUCCGGUCCGGCCCCCCACCCCCUCCCCGACGGCGGCGGCAACGCCGGGGACUUCCGAGGUGACGAUUGCCCCAUCGCUGGAGGCGGCAACCACGGCCGCACCGACAGGGAUGCCGGCACCGUCAUCGACCGUUUCCGCCACCCGCGGGCCGUUCAAGGUAACGAUGGCUCCAUCCCUGGAGGCAACGACGGCCGCACCGACAGGGAUGGAGACGGACGCAUGGCUUGAUGCAGCCACGUCGGCACCGUCUACGGUCGCGACGGGCUCACCGACGGAGAUGGUGAUGGACCCAUGGCUUGCGGCAGCCACGCCGGCACCGACUAUGCGAACGACGGCGGCACCCACGCAGAUGGCGACGGACCCAUUGCUUCAGGCAGCCACGCCGGCACCGACUACGCAAACGACGGCCGGACCGACGGAGUUGGUGACGGACCCACUGCUUGAGGCAGACGCGCCGGUACCGACUACGGGAACCACAGCGGCACCCACGGAGAUGGCGAUGGACCCAUCGCUUGAGGCAGCCACGCCGGCACCGACUACGCAAACGACGGCCGGACCGACGGAGUUGGUGACGGACCCACUGCUUGAGGCAGACGCGCCGGUACCGACUACGGGAACCACAGCGGCACCCACGGAGAUGGCGAUGGACCCAUCGCUUGAGGCAGCCACGCCGACACCGUCUACGGUAGCGUCGGCCGCUCCGACAAAGAUGGAGAUGGACCCCUCGCUUGAGGCAGCCACGCCGACACCGUCUACGGUAGCGUCGGCCGCUCCGACAAAGAUGGAGAUGGACCCCUCGCUUGAGGCAGCCACGCCGACACCGUCUACGGUAGCGUCGGCCGCUCCGACAAAGAUGGAGAUGGACCCCUCGCUUGAGGCAGCCACGCCGACACCGUCUACGGUAGCGUCGGCCGCACCGACAGAGAUGGUGAUGGACCCGUUGCUUGGGGCAGACGCGCCGGCACCGACUACGGCAACGAUGGCUCCAUCGCUGGAGGCAGUCACCGCCUCGCCCACGGAGAUGGCGUUGGACAAGUCGCUGGAGUCAGUCACGCCAGCGCCGACUACGCAAACGACGGCCGGACCGACGGAGUUGGUGACGGACCCACUGCUUGAGGCAGGCGCGCCGGCACCGACUACGGGAACCACAGCGGCACCCACGGAGAUGGCGAUGGACCCGUCACUUGAGGCAGCCACGCCGACACCGUCUACGGUAGCGUCGGCCGCACCGACAAAGAUGGUGAUGGACCCCUCGCUUGAGGCAGCCACGCCGACACCGUCUACGGUAGCGUCGGUCGCACCGACAGAGAUGGUGAUGGACCCCUCGCUUGAGGCAGCCACGCCGACACCCCACGCCGACACCGUCUACGGUAGCGUCGGCCGCACCAACGCAGAUGGCCACGGACCCAUCGCUGGAGGCAGCCACGUCGGCACCGACUACGGGAACCACGGCGGCACCGACACAGAUGGCGACAGACCCAUCGCUUCAGGCAGCCACGCCGACACCGACCAUGCGAACCACGGCGGCACCGACGCAGAUAGCGACGGACCCAUUACUGGAGGCAGCCACGUCGGCACCGACUACGGGAACCACGGCGGUACCCACGCAAAUGGCGACGGACCCAUUGCUUCAGGAAGCCACGCCGACACCGACUACGCGAACGACGGCCGCACCGACAGACUCUGCAACGGCUUCAGCGACUAUCACUACCUCCUCGCUUGGUAUGACUCAAGCACCGGUUCCUGGAACUCAAGCACCGACACCGACUACGCGAACGACGGCCGCACCGACAGACUCUGCAACGGCUUCAGCGACUAUCACUACCUCCUCGCUUGGUAUGACUCAAGCACCGGUUCCUGGAACUCAAGCACCGACACCGACUACGCGAACGACGGCCGCACCGACAGACUCUGCAACGGCUUCAGCGACUAUCACUACCUCCUCACUUGGUAUGACUCAAGCACCGGUUCCCGGAACUCAAGCACCGACCCCUGGAACUCAAGCGCCGUUGGAGGCUAG
Molecule: messenger RNA, 2217 nt
Organism: Ectocarpus sp. CCAP 1310/34
Lineage: Eukaryota; Phaeophyceae; Ectocarpales; Ectocarpaceae
Source: the annotation of a GenBank genome assembly